Molecule: messenger RNA, 642 nt
Organism: Morchella importuna
Lineage: Eukaryota; Fungi; Ascomycota; Pezizomycetes; Pezizales; Morchellaceae
Exons: 2
Coding region: 1-642 (213 amino acids)
Source: RefSeq, a predicted model, not a curated record
AUGAAGCUCUCCCUGGCUCUACUUCCAGUUAUAUACUCGCUCGCUUCUGCACAGCUUCUCUACCCGCUUGACUCCAACGAAGGCGGCCCACAAAAAAAAAUGCCUUCACUCAACACCGACCAGACUCCUCUCCAGUCCCAUGAAAUUCUGUAUAGCAGCGACAAACCCACGGGCUCUCUGCUUCUCUCUGAUAAGCUCUCCCAAGAUAGGAGCAUAGAUAUUUUUGCGGAGUUGACCAGAAAAUUUGAGUCUAUCUCAACUCGACUUUCUAAUACUGAUGAAAACACGACUGUAUUGGCGCCGUCUAAUGUUGCCGUUUCGAAACUACCAAGGAAACCGUGGGAGGAUCCAAAUGAUGAAGGGGCGGGUGGGAAUGUUCUCAGCAACAUAUAUAAGGGACUUGUGGGAGAGGAUCGUGCUAGCAGAAAUGAGAGGAAUUUUGUCGAGGCGCACUUAAUCGGCGUUUCGCCAUGGCUAAAGGGGGAGAAGAUAAAGACCUUUCAGGGGAAGGAGAUCUGGUGGGACAUGGAUGGGAAGGACAGGAUUAUUUAUCCCGACGGAAUCAAGCUUGCCGCACACCGCGAUAUUAAAACCGUCCCCAACGGAGAGAUCUGGAUUCUUGACGGUGUCAUCAACUACUGA